This is a messenger RNA of Malurus melanocephalus (red-backed fairy wren), 7780 nucleotides long. It is a transcript of the gene ORAI2, whose product is annotated as ORAI calcium release-activated calcium modulator 2. Bases 197 to 970 code for a protein of 257 amino acids. Gene Ontology annotation, biological process: store-operated calcium entry. The transcript is spliced from 4 exons. The record is from RefSeq and is a predicted model, not a curated record. Lineage: Eukaryota; Metazoa; Chordata; Aves; Passeriformes; Maluridae. Gene Ontology annotation, cellular component: membrane. Gene Ontology annotation, molecular function: store-operated calcium channel activity.
UCACGUGGCCGGUGCCCGGCGUUGCCGUGGCAGCGGCGGAGGCGGCUCCGGCUCUGGCUCCCGAUCCCGCUCCUGCUGCCUCUCCCGCUCCCGGUCCCUCUCCCGGGACUCCCGGCCCGGCCCCGGACAGCAGCGCGCCCUUGGAGCCCUUCACUCAGUCCCUCCAUGUCCAUAGCCAGCAAGCAUUUCUYUCACCAUGAGUUCUGAAUUAAAUGUUCCGGUGGAUCCUUCCACUCCUGCUUGCUGCUCUGAGCCUGGCACAAAGGGCAUGGAUUAUCGGGACUGGGUCCGGCGCAGCUACCUGGAAUUGGUCACCUCCAACCACCACUCUGUUCAAGCCCUUUCCUGGAGAAAAUUGUACCUGAGCCGAGCCAAACUGAAAGCUUCCAGCAGAACCUCUGCUCUGCUCUCUGGAUUUGCAAUGGUGGCCAUGGUGGAGGUGCAGCUGGAGGUGCAGUACAAGUACCCCCAGAUGCUGCUGAUCGCCUUCAGCGCCUGCACGACGGUGCUCGUGGCCGUCCACCUCUUCGCCCUCCUCAUCAGCACCUGCAUCCUGCCCAACGUGGAAGCCGUGAGCAACAUCCACAACCUGAACUCCAUCAGCGAGUCCCCRCACGAGCGCAUGCACCCCUACAUCGAGCUGGCCUGGGGCUUCUCCACYGUCCUGGGAAUCCUCCUUUUCCUCGCAGAAGUCGUGCUCCUGUGCUGGAUAAAAUUCCUGCCGGUGGGCUCCAUCCUGAAAAACGAGACCACCAACGUGGAGAAGCCCAGCAGCCAUGCAGGGUGGCAGUCGGCACUGGUGUCCACCAUCAUCAUGGUCCCUGUGGGUCUGAUUUUUGUCGUCUUCACCAUUCAUUUCUACCGCUCCUUGGUGCGGCACAAAACGGAGCGGCACAACCGGGAGAUCGAGGAGCUCCACAAACUGAAAGUGCAGCUAGAUGGGCAUGACAGAGGCAUGCAGGUGGUGUGACAGAGCCUGCAYGUAGCUCAGCCAGGGCUGAGAGCAAAAUACCUGGUGUGCUGCUUGGUGAGACGCACCAGGGAUGGAUUGUCUUGAGGCUUAAAUCUGUAAAUGCUACUUGCCUGCCAUUUCUAGCUGUGGGUUCUCGUGCUGUUCCACAUGCUGGGGGGUCUGCCCUGAUUCUGGUGCAACACACUUGGUACUUAAGUUGACACUGCCGUGGUGUUCAAGGUCAAAACUUUAUCUACCUUAUUGUUGGUAGCCAAAAAAUCUGUAUUUUUUACAAAUGCAAUAUUCUGUUGCCAAAAAUGAAACUGCGUCAGCUGUCCCAAAAUCCUCUGUGUGUGUGUGUGUGUGUGUGUGUGUAGGACCUGUCUUAUGUGUCAGAACUCCCUGGCUGUCAGUGCAGCCACAAUUAACUGGCAGCUCAAUUCCAGAGCAGAGCUGGUUAAUGUGGGUACCUGCAGCUGACUCAAGGACAUCCAGGAAAGCACAACAGAAAUGGAGAGUGUCGAUCACCAUUGUUCCAAAGCAAGUAUUCCAUAAAUACGUAAYCAGAAAGAAAACAUGCUUAGUUUUUAUGUUCUUUUCUUGCUAUUCUUUACUAUCUUUUUACAGCUUGGGAGGUAGRAUUUUGAGUUGCAGGAGGCUGGGAAGUUCUCUCGUACUUUCUUCAGCUGCGUCUGUCACUUUAGAUUGAGUAAGUGCCAAGAUCAUGUGUUUUUUCCCAAUAAGAGGCAAGAGUGCCCAGGGAAGGCUUACAGGUGUUUUAGUUUUAACAAGGACGUUCUUAAAACAGAACAGUGACAGGGAAUUUAAUGAGACAAGACUUUGAAGGACUAACAAAGCAAGUUUCAAGGAGGUAAAGGAGUGACAGCAAGUAUUUCAGAAAYCUGCCGCUGCAUCUUCUUCAUUUGUGCAUUGCUGCGAUGCCUUUUGCCUGAGAGAACAAGCCCAGUCCUGUGUUAUUUCAUCAUUURGGUUUUCAGGUUUUUUUUUUSUUUUUUUAAUUGGCUGUAGCAUUUUUUCUGUCAGAAAUGAAUGCUUCCUUCUCCCUUCACCAAAGCAGACAACUCCUCUGGUGGAACCUGGAGCUGUCCUGGCGAGCCUGAUGGAGCCGGAUCCGGCAGGAAUGCUGUGAGCCAUUAAAGAGCUAUCCCUUUCCUUUGAGCUCAUUUCUGUUUUCAGCAGCUGAGACAAUGAUACUUGCAUGUCUGUGUUGCUUAACAAGGGAAGCUUGUAAAUUCCAUAGCAUCCUCGUGGGUGAAAACUUCUGUAAAAAAAAAAAAAAAGUUAUGAUUUUUGGUGACUUUUUGGAGAGAAGAGAGUGUCUUGCAAUCAUCAGCUCUUUUAAGGGAAAAUCAGGCUUUCUGCCACACAGGGCUGCAAGAAGCAUAAGCACAUUUUCUUGGCCCUGAUCCUGUGCUGGUUUCCUCCUCUGCACUCAAAAACUGCAGUUUCAGAGUCUCCGAGGCCUUACAGGUUUCUGAAAUCAUUAAGGAUGUUUAUAAAGUUCUGUUUAACCCUGGUCUCUUUUYCCCCUGGGAUUUGAGAACUCUAAUGGCAGUGUAUUACAUGUCAGCUUCCCAGAAGGGAGAGCACAGGCCARCCCCAGGGCAGCAGGGUGAGACUAUCCCAAUACUCCUCUCUGGCUAGGGCCUUGGGAAACCAACUCUCAUCUCUCUUGUUUACAUGUGAAUGUGAGCAUUGCUGAACAAGUUGCUUAGCACUGUGUCUGUGGCUUUCAUCUGCUGUUCUUGCUGCAGUUGGCAUGUACUGUAUUGGCUGAUGUGCAGCAAAGAAAAUAGGCUUUGUGUGCUAAAUGACUAAUCUGUACUCAUGUGCAUAUGCAAAAAAACAAGGAGUGUCCUCCAGGAAGUGGGGUGGUCGUGCAAUUCAUAUGAACUCCCCAGGACUCUGCCCUCUCUCCCUCCUCUUUUUACUGUAAUAAAAAUUAAAAGGUUUAUACAACAGCAUCAGAGUUGAGUUUUCUGCCAAGUGCUACACGUGUUGGCUCCUCCACCAACAGAAUUUCUGUUGUGAGGCCAGAGCCAGACCAGAUGGGAUGAAUCUCUCAUCUGUACUUUGCACUCUCCUUUAACACCAGUAAUAGGAGAACCUUGUGUGCUCAGGGGUUCAGGAGGCUAUCAAGGAAAGUAUUGCACCCUUUUUGCAAAUUUUUUUUUUUUUAUUUCCCCCUGUGCAUACAAUCCUGCAAAAGUAAUGCAGCUUGUUUGGAAAGAGCCAAAUCAUUGAUUUAAUUUUUUGCAAAUGCAAUAAACUUCAGCAAAUGGAGAAAUGCAGCAGAAACUGCUUGGAUUUUGUAGAAUAAUUUACUGAGGCUUUGRUGGGAUUGGAUUCAAGAUCAGUCUCAAGGCAGUGCAUCUGUGACUGGAGUGGGAUCGCCUUACUCCAAGGGGGAGCCUGAGGUACAGUUUGGGAUGGUGUCCCAAGGGCAAAUGCACUUAAAACAGAAUAAUAACAUGCUUUCCUAUCCUUGCUUCUAGCUCUGUUUCUUGUGUCUCUCUGGGCACUGAGUUUUCCCUUCCAUGAGAAACCCACGGGGUAUUUUUGCUUUCUGAUUCUGGGAUCUCUCAAGGUUACCCAUCAACUUCAUGCCRUAACUCUUCUUUCCCAACAACACAYUUGCUUUUCUUGCUUCUGCCUCUCUUCCUCCAACUUGUUUACAUUUUCACCACUGUUGGGUCCAGGCUUAUGCUGCAGAACGGUUACCCUUGUUCCAGCUGUGGGAAUUCAUCCAUAAAGCAAGGAGUAGGGAUGUUGUCCAGCUGGGUGUUUCUGUGCUACAGCACCAGAAAAUCCUCCCUGCUCCUGCUGCUGCCCCUGUGGCUGUCAGCAGGACUCUCAUCAGUCAAGCCAGCCUUUCCACACUGUCACUGCUGUCCCAGCAGRGCUGGCAGCUCUCUGUGUCACGUCUGGCUUUGUCUGCCUGUGCUUAGCCACGUCAGUCCUGUGCCGUCACCUCUCUGUCUUUCCUGGGGUGUCUGUCAUUCCUGGAGUGUCCCAGGUUUUGUGUGGCUGUGAUCCUGCAAUGCCUGAGUGGAGCUGCUUCUCCCAAGAGUUCCACCCUCAGCUGGGUACCUGUGUUGAGGAUCUCCUCUGGCAUGUGUUGGCUUCCUGUGCCAGCCUUGGGCCCUGGGCUCUCUGGACCAGUUAUCACCUUCUUUGGGCUAUUUCUCCAAUUUUUGCACUGGAGCUUAGCACAGGGACAGUCAUGGUCUUGCUUCAAAGUCCUGAGUCUUCCUCCAGAUAUUUUUUUGAUAGCAUUUGCCCAGCAGAAAAAUGCUUCUGCAGGCUCCCAGCACUGCAGGCACCCUGCCUAACCACCCUAAAGCAGGCAAGAGCUCUCAAAGACAGGGGGACAGCACUUCUUUGUGUCAUUCCUGGGCACCAGCCUUGGCUUAGGAGGCAAUUCCUCUCUUUCUAAGACUCUUAGCAGGAGUAAAGAAGGGGCACAACCGCGAGCUGGAGGGAGCAGGAUCGGGUUCUCCCUUUGCCGCGUUUAGUGGCAGCUCUCCCUAUUUUUAACAUCGCCCCGGGGCAGGCCGGGGCUCCCUGUUUCUGUGGAUUGGAGGCUCUCGGGGAGCCUUUACGACCGGUGGAGAUGGAGUCGUGUUGGGUUUGACCAUGUGACGGAUGAAAGCGAUACCGUGCGAGAGCCCCGGGCGGAGCGGGCGCUGCCGUAAGCGCUCAGAUAUGUGGAAGUGUUUGUGGAGAGCGCUGGGGUGGGUGCAGCUGCAGAGCGAACAUCCUUCCACAUCCUUCCGCUCCCUGCCUCUGGGAUGUGGGGACGGGCAAUCCCARUUUGCCUCGAGGUUACCUGCGCUGGGUUCGGGGGUGGAGGUGCUCCUCCUGUCUUUCUGUGGGAUUUCACAAUGUGCUUUCCUUUUUCUGCCUUCGAGCAAACAAAAGGUCUUUGAGUUUCCCUGCUGCUGUAGAUUUCUUAUCUUUUAAAUCUGAUUGCACCAACUUCUAAGACAACUUCCUCAACAUCCCACCCCCAAGAUGCAAUCUCAAAUUCAGAUGGGCCAGAGGGGUUGUUUUCUGRUUAACUCACAGGCUCUCUCCUCUACACCCAUCUCAAAGCAGUUUCAGUAAUUACAAUUGACUGGCUGGAUUUGGAGAGUAUUUCCCUGAAUCCCUGUGUCCAACUGGGAGCUUGCUCUCUGCCCAGAAGUGUGACAGCCAUGAGUGCUAAGAGGAAAAAAAAAAGUGUAUUUUAGCUUUGCUUCUUGUUUUGCCUCUGCAUGAGCAAUAUUUAAUGUGGAACAAUGAAUGUAUCUCAGUUAUUGUCCAGCUGUUUGAGAGAAACUGGAUAAACUUGCUCAGUUUUAUGCUUCUUGGUGAUUUCAGACUGAUUUUUUGAAAGGCAGCUCAAGUCCUCCAGCAUCCUCUAUGGGUUAACUUGGGUUCUGCCUUCUUGAAAAAAUGCUUGGUGAGAUAUUAUUAUUCUCCUUUUGCAAUGCACAAGGAGAUAACAAUUAAAUGCACUUCCUUUUAAUGAGGGUCUGGGUCUUGGCAUGUGUUUUACAAGGAGGUUAAGGAGAUAGUUAAGGAGGCAAACAGCUGUGAAAGGAACUCCUAUAACAGGAAGACCAUUAAAGUUUGUCUUAAUAAUACCAGCUUAGUGGACAAAAUUACUUUCAAGAGCUCAUUAAUUGAGGUUAAAAGAUCCUUAUACUUUUCUCAGAUUUCUAUGGUACUUGACAGUUAAAUUGUUCAUGUUUUGUAACACUGCAAAACAGGAUUUUCUUUCACUUUUUUCUGGCUUUUUAUAAGCGAAUGUACAACAAGUUUUAAGGAGUAAUAUUGAAGAUGGGUGUGCAAUUGCAUUUUGAUCUAAGGAUGAUGCCCAAAAGGCUGUCUAGUAGGUGAAAAAUGUCAAAAGAUUGGCACAGCAAUGCCUGUGUAGUGACUAGAUUAAGUUUUGGACUUCAAAAACACCAAGAAAAAGCCCUUAGUUUUUGGCUCAGUAUUUAAUUAUUUGCAUUUUUUCACAUCUAAGAUAGCAACUAGGAAGAGCUGGAAUCUUCUGGCAAGAACAGCAGCUUCCUGCAUAAUUCAAUCGAAGCAGAAAAAGUCAGCCAGCAAUUGCAGAGCACAAAAUGAACUAACACWCUGUAAGUUAUUGUGGCAAUCUGAUGCAUCAGAAUCCAUCAUCUGCUUUCACUGUGGAGAGAAUGGAGCAGCAGGGACACACACAGAAAAGUGUUUUAGCAGCCUGAGAGCACAAUAUAAAUGUAAAAGGGACUGUUGGAAAUUAGGGCCAAGCAUUAAUGGCAAUACUUGACUGCUGCAGAGUGGUGAGCAGAGAGCAGAUCGAUGGAGAGCCUUGGAACUGAAGGGUGAGGAGGAUGCAGGUGCAGUGUUUGCUCUCUCUGUGACAGCCUGCACUGGGUUUCCUCCCUGGGUGUCUGUGCCAGGCUCAGCCUCCUCCUCCUGCUGGGACAAAGCCCCUCURCUCCAACAGCAGCUCCAGGUGCUGUCUUGGGGACAUCCCUCUGCAGAUGCUGCCGAGCCCUGUGGACACCAGGCUGUGCAAAAAGGUGAGGAACUGCUGCUCUGAGAGCACUCCCUGCUUUGGGGAGUGAGCUGGACAAUCCCAGAAUGGGUUGGGUUGGAAGGGACUUUAAUGAUCAUCCACUUGCACCUCCUGCCAUGGGCAGGGACACCUUGCACUAGACCAGGUUGCUCCUACCUGGCCUAGGACACUUCCAGGGAUGGGGCAGCCACAGCUUCUCUGGGCACCCUGUGCCAGGGCCUCACCCCCUUCACAGGUAAGAAUUUCAUCCUAAUACCUAAUCUAGAUCUAUCCUCUUUCAGUUGCAGCCUGUGAGGUAUUUCCUGGGACUGAGCUCGCUGUGAGCAGGCAUGGCUUGCCUGUUGUGUUCCUGUGUUUGUACUGAAGAGGAUCCAUCAGAGAGGAUGUGCCAUGACUUCCAAAACUGCUGCUGGAGCUCCUGGAGUGGUGGACACUCGCCAGCCCACCUGGAUGGAGGUUUGGAGUUUGGGACUGCCCAUGGGAGUCCUGCUACUAGGUUCCUGCUGCACUGACCAAACCAGCCCUCAAAGAGCUCUGGUUGUAUCUGUUGGCUWAAACUGCUAAAAAAAUAUCCUGAUUGACCCAUCUGCUUUCUACUGACUGUUCUGGGUGAAGAGCUCCCUCCCCUGCAGUGCCCAAAGCAGAGGGCAGUGCCUGUGGCAGGAGUGCUUUACUGUGCAGCAAAUGCUGUGCCAAGGAGGUSCUUCUAGGGCAGAGCACAGCAGUGCAGGCAUGCUGAGAUUCCCUGGACAAAUGUCCCCUUUCCUUACCAACUAAAACCAGGCAGCACUGCCUGGUGGUGGCAAGCUGGUGUUUUCCUGUGCUGAAUGGCUUUCAUGGCACCACCGUGUUUAUUAAACGAUCACGCUUCUUCCACAGCACAACUUCAUUUUCAAGAGCACAGAAGUUUGUUCAGAGCAGACAGAUGGCCUCAGAUCAGCUUCUGCUGUAAAUGACUGUUUGAAUCUUAGGUACGAGGCAUGAUUCAAACCUGACUGCUGGAGGUGCCAGGAAAAUAAAUGAUAGCUGCCAGGGUUGCAGUCUGUUGCCCAGCUAAUUCCCAAAAUCAGACUCUUGCUACUGAGAGCUGACAGCGGGGUUCAGAGAUGACAAAUGAUCAGAAAAUAACACAGUCUGUGCAGGCCUUUGGUCUGAUCUCUGGCCAAGCCCAAAGAGUCAGCAUUGGCUCUCUGCAAAUGCUGCCCUUGGGUCCCAGAAGAUACAGGUCACACAUGGAAUUUAUGAAAAAUCCUCAU